Suillus paluster is the source of this 1729-nucleotide messenger RNA. RefSeq lists its product as uncharacterized. The record is from RefSeq and is a predicted model, not a curated record. Gene Ontology annotation, cellular component: mitochondrial outer membrane. Gene Ontology annotation, molecular function: NAD(P)H oxidase H2O2-forming activity; FAD binding; kynurenine 3-monooxygenase activity. Lineage: Eukaryota; Fungi; Basidiomycota; Agaricomycetes; Boletales; Suillaceae. Bases 68 to 1594 code for a protein of 508 amino acids. Gene Ontology annotation, biological process: NAD+ metabolic process; L-tryptophan catabolic process; quinolinate biosynthetic process. The transcript has 7 exons.
GGAAUAUGUGAGGUCACCCCAAAGCUACCCUAGUACUGGUCACAAAGUCACUUGUCCAUAGUCAGCCAUGAGCGAACCCAUUCCGCCCCUCAGUAACAGCCGUAAAGUGGUUGUCAUUGGUGCAGGCCCAGUAGGAUGUCUUGCGGCGAUUGCCUUCGCCAAAAUGAAUUGGCAAGUCGAAAUCUACGAAGCGAGACCAGAUUUACGGCUAUCAUCUUCGAAAGCAGCAGCUCAACAGCGAUCUAUCAACCUCGCCAUCUCAUCACGUGGCAUCGCCGCUCUACGAGCUGUGGAUGCCUCUGCAGCUGAGAGGUUUCUGCAGACGGUCAUCCCUAUGCGGGGGCGGAUGAUUCAUGACAGACAUGGAAAUUUACAAAGCCAACUAUACGAUAGGAAUGGUCAGUGCAUCAAUUCCAUAGAUCGCGCUCUUCUCAAUGAAGAGCUACUGGAGGAGGCUUCGGCACUGCCGAACAUCCGUUUGACCUUCAAGCGUAAAGUUAUUUCAGCUGAUUUUGACCAAAGAGUGCUGGUCCUUCGCGAUGCCGAUUCGGGAACAGAUGUCCGAGUCAACUUCGACCUGUGUAUCGGCGCGGAUGGGAGUUAUUCCACUAUAAGGAGACAGUUAAUGAGGGUCGUGAGAAUGAAUUUUCAGCAAGAAUAUAUACCUCAUGAGUAUAUUGAACUUAAAAUGCCGGCAGGACACGACGAGGACGGCAAACCUACCUUCCUCCUUGAUCCGAAUCACCUCCACAUAUGGCCUCGCCACUCCUUCAUGCUCAUCGCUCUGCCAAACAAAGAUAAGACAUUCACUUGCACCCUCUUCGCCCCCACUGUCGAGUUUGAUCGUUUGAUCACUCGCGAAGACAUCCUGUCAUGGUUCCAGAAUCAUUUUCCGGAUGCACUGUCACUACUUGGCGAAGACAAAUUGCUGAAAGAUUUUGAGAACAACCCCCGUAGCCCCCUGAUUACAACGAAGCUGAUGCCUUAUCAUUACAAAGAUCGGUGUGUAGUUCUCGGUGACGCUGCCCACUCGAUGGUGCCUUUUUACGGACAAGGGCUUAACUGCGGUCUCGAAGAUGUUCGGGUGUUGCUCACACUACUGCAAGAAGAAUGCGUUGUCCCUUGCGGGCCCGUGCCCAAUUCUGGAGACCCUGAAUCUGACCCCAUAGACCAUAGGCUAUUCAAAGCACUGUCUCGUUAUUCCGCAAGCAGGCACGAAGAUGUCGUUGCCAUAUGUGAGCUUGCGAUGGACAAUUACGUUGAAAUGCGCCACUCCGUAACAACGCCUUCAUACAUCAUCAAAAAUGCACUCGAACACAUUCUGUCUUCAUUUACCUCUCGCCCAACGCCCCUUUCGUCUCUGGGUGAAUCAUUAUCUCGCAUUGCCUUUCCAACUGCCAAUCCUCGCGGUUGGCUGCCUCUUUACACCAUGAUUACAUUCCGUCCCGAUAUUAGCUAUGCUACAGCUAAAAGGAAAGCAGCCCGACAGGCUAUCAUCCUCACCACUAUAGCAAAACUCGGAACCGCCGGCAUGUGCGCUGCGAGCUUCUACUUUACGUUGAAAGUCUUACGUUGGCUGCGAAGUCAAAGAUGAUGUCCUGACUGUUGGAAAUUAUUGGACCUCGUGCUACCUACGGUGAAAUAUAAAUAUUGGGCCGAAGCCCUGAUUUUAAAUCUAGAAUUUUCUGCGGUCUUGAGCGCAGAACAUUUGAGCGGUGAUUAAUUUGGG